AAGCGGCUGCCGGGCAGCCCAGGGGGAUGGCUGGACCUCCGCGCUGAGGCGGGGUGGGGUGCACUUCACUGAAGCGGGAACCCCAGCCGGAGCGGAGCCGGAACCGAGCGCUACCAUGUCCACACAGAGACUUCGAAAUGAGGACUAUCCUGACUACAGCUCCACUGAUGUGAGCCCAGAUGAGAGCCCAUCCGAAGGUCUGAACAACUUCUCUUCCUCGGGCUCCUACCAGCGAUUCGGAGAAAGCAGCAGCACAACAUGGUUCCAGACUUUGAUCCACCUGUUAAAAGGCAACAUUGGCACAGGACUCCUGGGGCUGCCCCUGGCAGUGAAAAAUGCAGGCAUCUUGAUGGGUCCCCUCAGCCUGCUGGUGAUAGGCAUCGUGGCCGUGCACUGCAUGGGUAUCCUGGUGAAAUGUGCUCACCACUUCUGCCGCAGACUGAACAAGCCCUUUGUGGACUAUGGGGAGACAGUGAUGUACGGACUGGAAUCCAGCCCUAUCCCCUGGCUCCGGAACCACGCACACUGGGGAAGGCACAUUGUGGACUUCUUCCUCAUUGUCACGCAGCUGGGAUUCUGCUGUGUCUAUUUUGUUUUUCUGGCUGACAACUUUAAACAGGUGAUAGAAGCAGCCAAUGCAACCACCAAUGACUGCCACAUCAAUGAGACAGUGAUUCUGACGCCUACCAUGGACUCGAGACUCUACAUGCUCACCUUCCUGCCGUUCCUGGUGCUGCUGGUGUUUGUUAGGAACCUUCGAGUCCUGGCCAUCUUCUCCCUGUUGGCCAACAUCACCAUGCUGGUCAGCCUGGUCAUGAUCUACCAGUUCAUUGUUCAGAGGAUCCCAGACCCCAGACGCCUCCCCUUGGUGGCAUCCUGGAAGACCUACCCUCUGUUUUUUGGCACAGCCAUUUUUGCAUUUGAAGGCAUCGGGAUGGUUCUGCCCCUUGAAAACAAAAUGAAGGAUCCCCGGAAAUUUCCAAUCAUCCUGUAUGUGGGAAUGGCCAUCGUCACUACCCUCUACAUCAGCCUGGGGUGUCUGGGGUACCUGCAAUUUGGAGCUGAUAUCCAAGGCAGUAUAACCCUCAACCUGCCCUACUGCUGGCUGUACCAGUCGGUGAAGCUGCUCUACUCCAUCGGCAUCUUCUUCACCUACGCCAUCCAGUUCUUCGUCCCAGCCGAGAUCAUCAUCCCCUUCUUCGUGUCCCGUGUGCCCGAGCAUUGGGAGCUGGCGGUGGACCUGUUGGUGCGCACCAUGCUGGUCUGCUUGACAUGCGUCUUGGCCAUCCUCAUCCCCCGCCUGGACCUGGUCAUCUCCCUGGUCGGCUCCGUGAGCAGCAGUGCCCUGGCCCUCAUCAUCCCGCCCCUCCUGGAGAUCACCACCUACUACUCGGAGGGCAUGAGCCCCCUCACCAUCGCCAAGGACGCCCUGAUCAGCAUCCUGGGCUUCGUGGGCUUUGUGGUGGGGACGUAUGUGGCUCUCUAUGAGUUGAUCCAGCCAAGCAAUGCUCCCAUUUUUAUCAACUCCACCAGUGCCUUUGCCUAGCUAUCUGGGUGCACCCCUGCACCUGCCCACCCCUCCCCUGUGUGUUCCCCAGCACCUGGCCCCAGAGCCUCAGGAGGGUGCUGUCAGGAACCCUGCUACCUGGCACCCAGGUGCCCUGGGGCAGGUAGACUGAGGGCAGGGGGAGAGUGGGUAGCAGUCACGCAGGAGGGACCUUUAGUGGCAGUGCCAGCAUUGUCCGUUUGUACUUAUUUUAACCCAGAACUUUACAGCUGUUUUCCCUCUUCCUGCCUCCUCCCUUACUUGCCUCUCUCCUCUGACCCUCCUCCCCCAAAUGAUUCUUGUUGCACAGCUCACUUUAUUUAAACAUUUUAGCAUCUUCUUCCCUGGUCCAGGCCCAGAUGAAAUAAGUGAGAACUCUCCCUCUUUAUAAAGCCGGGCCUAUCUCUUUCUCAUCUCUCCCCCAGAUAUUUUACCUCGAUAUUCACCUACCUAUUUAAAUCUCGAGUGGUGUCUGGAUCUACCUAGUGGUGUAAAACCAGCCCCCAACUCUGGAGUUUUUAACCUUGACUCUCUCUGGCUUGCUGUGACCCUCAGCAACACCUUCUCCUCUCUGAUUCCUUGUGUGGGUCACAGUACUGUAUUCUUGGUUGCUUUAGCCCCCAAAGGAUAUUAAGUGCUGCCUCAAUGGAAAAUAUUUAUAUUUUAUUUAAAAUUAGCUUUUGUUUUUAGACUCUCUAGAUCAGGGCUUAUUGUGAAUUGUUCCUUCCUCAGUAAACUCGUACUCAGCUUCUCCGGCUGAAAAUUGCUGCAGGAAGUGUCUGCCGAGGUCCUCAGCCCUCGCGGCCGAGUGCCUCACGGGUUUAAUCAGGAUCAUCUAAACACGUACCUCUGUGGGGAGGCAUGGCCUUUGCCUGCCACUGACCAGCCUGAUGUCAUUCUGAGCAGACAUGAAGGACUCAGGAAGUAUCGCCAGUGCACUAGGCUGAGGGAGAGGACGGCCGAGUGGGAUGUGUCUCUGCUCACGGGAGGCGUGUAGAGCGGUGGCUUUGUGCAUUCGGGCCUGUUUCCGAGCCUCAGCCCCUGACAGGCACACGGCAUGGUGGCAUUCAGUCACCAUCGUGCUGGGAAGACACCCGCACUGUUGCCACGGAUGAGACGAUGAGGUCAUUGUGCACAGAGAAUGUGAAAUUAAGUUCAGAGAACUUACAGCAGCUGGUCUGACACUAAGUGUGGUGCUUGGCUGUUCACAGUCAGCGGGGGACAGGGCAGACCGUGUCCUGUCCUGGCUGCCUCCGUGACCUGGACUCUAACGGAACCACUUGGUCGGGAUUUUGGUUUCCUGUGUUCUAAACACUAAUUGUGAUGCCUGACCCUCCCCCUGCGUGUCAGAAAUAGUCUCAGGGUUGGCUCACCUCGAGGUCAGCCUUCAGAUCUGGGAACAAACUGCAGAGAAGGCAGAGGGCACCUUGCCUUGCUUUGGGCUGCCCCUUCCCUCUUUCAGAAGGGCGUUGUCACUAACUCUCCAUCUCUUGAGCUGUGCAUGUGUAUGUGUGUGUUCAUGCACAUGUGGUAGGUCUUGCUUCCUCCAUUCCUGUCGCUAGGCUUUGCUUACUUACCUUCGGCUACAGUUCGCCCUGAAGGUUGGGAGAGCAGCACAAUUUUAUCAGGGUUUUUUGUUUUGUUUUGUUUUGUUUUUAAAGCAUAUAAUAAUGAUUUAAUGUACAUUUUUGUCAGGGGUUUUGUUUUUGUGUUUCACCAAAGCUCAUGAGGGCUGUGAUCCACCUUUACAGCCCCUGUUUUUUCUUCCUCUUCUGUUUGAAAGCCCAACUCUCUCGUUGCAGUGACUUCUAAGCAACCAACCAACUUAUUAACUUUGGAAGAUUGGUGGUAACUUGGUCUCCCUUAAGGGAAUGCCACUUUCCAUCCACCAUUUCUGCUCUCUGGCGGUCUCUAACAGGUGCUCACACGACCAAGGUUCUAGCUGGAGGUGGCAGCGGCCCUGCACUCUGAAGCCUCAGGCUUAGAACUCCCCAGAGUGGGUUCAGGAACUGUUGUCUCCCGUUUGCAAGCCUGGGCUCCAGCGGAGUUCCCGCGUGGUCCUGGCUGUUUGUACGAGAAGAUGCACGCCAGUGGAGGGGUCAGAGGGGUGUCCUGCUCGCAGCUUCGGCGGCGCAGGCUUCCGUGCAUGCAGGGGCUGCCUGAGGCAGUCCUGUCCAGGUGGGCAGUGCCACGGACCGUGUGCUGGGAUAACAGCUGGAUAGCAGCACAAUACGGAGUUCCUCUGGCCCCAGGUCUUAGUGAAAUGCAGGCUAUUGCUUCAGGGUCCCUCACCCAGAGAAUGUGCUGUAUAGGAGAGACAGCUAGUGUUGGGGCUUCUGGAGGCUAAUUUGGCAUGGCCCUUACCCUGUUUGAUCUCUUGCCUGUACUCCUGCUCUGACAGCCUGAUCUCAGCCGCUUCAGAAGACCAGGCAAAGAGGACCCAGUCAGUGGGCCUGUCUGGUUGUGUAGUUGCACUGCAGUUAGGCGUUGAGUAGAAGGCCAGCCAGAGGAUGGCAGUGGAAGGGAGCCCCUCCUCCCCUUCUGGAACCCGCCCUCUGGGCCAGCUGAGGGAAGCUUUUUCUUCUGCUGCCUGUGGGCCUUCUGCAGUUGGUUUCUUCUCAUGCUCGUUAGGAGCCAGCUAGCUGCCCAGCCUCUUCCUGUGCCUUGCUGGGAAAAGAGCUCCAGCAUAAGUAGGAUCUGAUCAGGAGCAACAGAGCAAAGGCUUUCUGGAGUGUGAGGCUGCAUCUACCAAGCCAAAGGCCAAUCCUGGAUUUUCUGGCCCAACACUGUUAGGCUCUGUGCCCCUCCCCAACCUCCCCAAUGCAGCCCCAGAUUUUAUUAGCUCAGAGGUAGCAGCUCAGAGCUCCUUGAUCUGUCUGCAAAUGCCUAUUGAGAGCUGGCUUCCAGCUCCCUGUCGGCGAUGUAUCUCCCCUUAAAUGCAGGUGCUUGCUGGGAAAAGCAUGACCUGGCACUUUCUAUUCAGUUUGCCUAUAAGUUGUCACCCUUCACACGUGGCAUUAUUUAUAGUGUGCUGCUGUCCGGCUGCUAGGAGCCCUUCAUCGGCACAAACCCUGGCCAGAUAUAUGUGAAUGUAUGUAUGGCAGGUCUUAGCUGAGAACCUGCAGCUUGUGCCCUCCCUCUCUGUCACUCACCUCCCCGGCCAAAUUCAUUGGCUGACGCUUGCUACCCACUCUCUGCACUCAAAAAAGGUAACAGUUUGCAAUUUUAGUGAUGAUCCCACCAAACAGGUAUGUUAGGAAAAUCUUCCCCAUACCCCCAUAUUCCUGUCUUGCUUUUUUUCUCCUCCAACUUUUACCAAAAUUAUAGAAUAUCAUUUUUGUUUCACACUACAUGUUUGCUUCAUGUUUUUUUGGAAAUGCAAAAUCUCAGUUUAUGUCUAUUUAUAGCUCUCUGUCCUCACUGUUCACAGUCAGGGGGUUUGUUCGGUGGGUUUCAUUUCGUAGCUGAUCGGAGGGCCCCAGCCUGGGCCCUGGUCAGAACACGAAGCUGGUUCCUCACAGUGGAGACACAAGUACAAGAGGCACAACUUGGUGAUGAGGGGGUCGGCUCCAAAUCUGCCUUAGAAUUAAAUUUCCCAAAGUACAUUACAAAUCGCCAAGACUAUCAGGGGAAGAGGAGACAGUGUGGUUUGUCUUUGAAAUCAUGGUUGAUGCUUCUAGGCGCUAGUGCUAUGUCUGCAAGGCUGUUAGCGGUGACAGCUCUCGCUUGUCGCUUCUUCCCUGUCCUGUGUACAUGGAGUCAUUCCCUGGCCAGGGGACGUAAAUGGUGCUGAUGCCAGG
Molossus molossus (Pallas's mastiff bat) is the source of this 5346-nucleotide messenger RNA. RefSeq names its product proton-coupled amino acid transporter 1. Gene Ontology annotation, cellular component: vacuolar membrane. The record is from RefSeq and is a predicted model, not a curated record. The transcript is spliced from 11 exons. Bases 116 to 1546 code for a protein of 476 amino acids. NCBI's taxonomy places the organism in Eukaryota, Metazoa, Chordata, Mammalia, Chiroptera, Molossidae. Gene Ontology annotation, biological process: proton transmembrane transport; glycine transport; proline transmembrane transport. Gene Ontology annotation, molecular function: L-alanine transmembrane transporter activity; amino acid:proton symporter activity; L-proline transmembrane transporter activity.